GCUUCGUUGAAUCUUCUUCCUCUUUAUUAUGUCUUUCUUUAUUAGAUCUCAAAAGUAGAGUGAUUGAUUAACCCUAAUUAAUCAAUGUUCUUGGAUAAUACACUUUCACCUAAUGAUUGAUUGAGAUUAUCACCACCGGAUCUGAUUACUGCCGUCUGUCUGUGAAUUACAAGAAAUUGAAAACGACGAUUCGAUCUUUGCUUCUUUGGGCAAAUAAGAGAUGCAGGCAUCAUCACGAGCGAGACUGUUUAAGGAAUACAAAGAAGUUCAGCGUGAGAAAGUAGCUGAUCCAGAUAUUCAAUUGGUGUGUGACGAUACCAACAUUUUCAAAUGGACCGCUCUUAUCAAGGUUUUUUUUUUUUAUAAUCAAAACACUCCAUUUUUUUUUUAUUGCUNCAGUGAAAACGAUGCUGUUUUUUUAAUCUCUUUGCUACAAACGUUUUUUUACAUUCUUUGGAUUUUGUAGACAGGGGAAAUAUGCCUCGACAUACUCAAGAAUGCGUGGAGUCCUGCUUGGACGCUUCAGUCCGUGUGUAGAGCCAUCAUAGCAUUGAUGGCUCAUCCUGAACCGGACAGUCCUCUUAACUGCGACUCAGGUAAUCUUCUUAGAUCUGGGGAUGUGAGAGGGUUCAAUUCAAUGGCAAGCAUGUACACACGCCUCGCCGCUAUGCCUAAAAAAGGAUGAUACUCUCUCUCUUUUCGAUUUCGUUAAUGAUAAUGAUUUGCAACAAGUGAAUUUCAGUUUACAAGCAGAGAUGUUUCUUCUUCUUAUUAUUAGUUUACAAUUUUACCAAUAUUACAAUUGGACAUGUCAUGUCCACCGGUUUAUUUAAGGAAUUUGUCAAACCAGUCU
Molecule: messenger RNA, 853 nt
Organism: Camelina sativa (false flax)
Lineage: Eukaryota; Viridiplantae; Streptophyta; Magnoliopsida; Brassicales; Brassicaceae
Source: RefSeq, a predicted model, not a curated record